Molecule: messenger RNA, 1747 nt
Organism: Hippopotamus amphibius kiboko
Lineage: Eukaryota; Metazoa; Chordata; Mammalia; Artiodactyla; Hippopotamidae
Gene: RBFA
Product: ribosome binding factor A
Exons: 7
Coding region: 65-1072 (335 amino acids)
Biological process (GO): rRNA processing
Source: RefSeq, a predicted model, not a curated record
CCCCACGUCUCGCCGCCAUCGUCGCCCGGCCCCGCGUGAGGCGGCCUGCUGCAGCUCGGCGGACAUGUGGGCGGCUCUCCGCGGGCUGUGGGGGCUCCACGCGGGGCUCCUUCUGGGCGGCGCCCGAGGCCUGCACAGCUCGCCGGUCUUCUGCGGCAAGAACCUACUCAAGAAGUUUGCUGCGAAAACCAAGAAGAAGUUUUGGUAUGAAGGUCCUUCCUUGGGCUCUCACUUGACUCACAAGCCAUCACAGUUGGAAUUCCUAGUGAAGAGCACCUCCAAGAGAACCAGGAAGGAAGACCAUGUGCGCCUGAGGGCCCUGAAUGGCCUUCUCUACAAAGCGCUGACGGAUCUGCUGGGCACGCCCGAAGUGAGCCAGGAGCUCUAUGACCUGAAUGUGGAGCUCUCCAAGGUCUCUCUGACUUCAGACUUCUCUGCCUGCCGCGUGUUCUGGAGGGCGACCCUCUCGGAGGUGCAGAACACAAACACGGAGGCCGUCCUGCGGAGGAGCGCUGCGCACAUGAGGCACAUUUUGAUGUCCCAGCAGACCCUGAGGAACAUGCCACCAAUAGUGUUUGUUCGGGACAGAAAAAACGCAGCUAUGGUGGAGGUUGAUCGGUUACUGGCAAUUGCUGAUUUUGGACCCCCAGACGAAAAAGACUUUGUGCAAAAUGAUUUCAGGUGCGACCCUGAGGCCCUGGAUACUGUGUUGCCGUGCGACACCCUGGGCCCUGCUGCUCCCUCGAGUCUGUGUGGGAUUGACCACGAGGUGCUCAACAAGCAGAUCCUGGAGUACAAGAGGAGGAGAGGGAAAGGGCACGGGAGCGAGGGCCCAGGGUGGCCAGAGCACGCGGCUGAGCUGACGAAGCAGAUGAGGAAGAGCAAGGCCAAGCCCUGCAAGGACCGUGACCUCUCUCCCAAGGACUACCUGUCAGGGGUGGGGAGUGACGAGCCCCCGGGCAAUGGAGGGGCCCUGCCUGAGGAGCACACCCCGGGGUACACGUGGGGGCUCCAGGAAGCCGGGCAGGAGCCGGAGGCAGAGCGGAGGGAUCACGAGGGGCGUGGAGCCUGACCUGACCCCUGCGAGCACACGGAGAGGACCUUGCUUGGAGACAUGCCAGCCGGUGCCGGUGCCUCCCAGGGCGCCCAUGUGCAGGUACAGGCUGUGCUGCAGUGGGAGGGGCGAGGCCUGUGGAAGGGGUGUGGACACCUCUUCGGGCGAUGGCGGUGGUGUAGGGUCCGUCCUCCUUAUUUGGGAUUCCACAUUUGCACGUUCGCCUGCUCACUAGAGAGUUCCUCCAUGGCCCCCAGGUCCAUGCUUGUGCUUUUGUGGUCAUUCUCGGACAUGCGCAGACAGGUGGGCUCUUGAGUGCUGUGAUGCACGUGUGACCUCACGUCCACAUGAGGCGCUGCUCUGGCUACUUCUCCCAUCUUGGGCUGUAAACGGCUGUCCUGUCUGCGGCUGGGUUAGCACCGCUUUCGUGCCUUUCGAUGGAGAUUCCAUUCAUGGCGCUGAAGUGCUGUCUAGUUUUCCUAAGUGCAGGAGGCUGUGAUGUGUCUUCUAGAGAAAGCACGUGUGUUAGGAAAUAAAGCAUUUAAGUCCAACACAGAGAAACGUUGUCCUGGGCUUGGCGCAUCUCCAUUUUGUAAGUACCGUCAACCUUGAAAUGCUGAAAGUGCUCCUAACAGUUCAGAUAAUUGGAGAAAGGUACACUGCUUAAGAUAAAGCAAGGAAACCUGUAACACG